This is a messenger RNA of Notothenia coriiceps (black rockcod), 1799 nucleotides long. Its product is annotated as zinc finger and SCAN domain-containing protein 10. Gene Ontology annotation, molecular function: DNA-binding transcription factor activity, RNA polymerase II-specific; RNA polymerase II transcription regulatory region sequence-specific DNA binding. Lineage: Eukaryota; Metazoa; Chordata; Actinopteri; Perciformes; Nototheniidae. The coding region runs from base 1 to 1101 and encodes 366 amino acids. The transcript is spliced from 3 exons. Gene Ontology annotation, cellular component: nucleus. Gene Ontology annotation, biological process: embryo development; regulation of transcription by RNA polymerase II. The record is from RefSeq and is a predicted model, not a curated record.
AUGGGUCAAAUUCAGAGGUAUCCCCAGAAAGUCUGGAUUCAAAACUUGGCCGCUGCUUGGUGGCUGCUGGUCGUGACGUCACGUGUGGUUCCGCGAAUCCUGAGCCUGGUGUUGCCGUGUGUAGACGUAGAGCCGGCUGAUAAACCCAUCCUGAUCAAAGAUGAGAGCGCAGAGGAGGACAACCUGAUCUCCGAAGUGGAGCAGCCUCCAUUUCUCCACGCCUCCGAACAUCCCCACGUCGACAGCUAUGCAGAGCGUUAUCACUCCUCUGAGACUCCAGCAGACCCUGGACUUCUGGUUUCUGUAAUAGACGGAUACGACGCUUUCCCAGAGCAGCAGCUGAGCACAGAACAAACUGAGGUCGAGUUCGUAGUGAAACAAGAGGAACAACCCGACGAGAACGAGGCUCCUCUUGAAUCAGCCCACAUCUUUGAGGCAGAGGAAGGAGACGGACAGCUGUGGUCGACCAAUCUGUGCAGAGACGAUGUUGGUCCGAGCUUCUCGUACGCUGAGCAUCAGUUUGAGACGAAUCCCUCUGUGUUCCCGUCUGCAUUGGAAGACAUGGGGCCUCAAAUUCACUCCGUAGGGAAAUCACAUCCAGUUACAGUGAACGCAGCACGAGUGAAAAGACGAGCAAGGACGUUUGGGUGUAAGAGAGCACAACAAGAUGAAGGACACUUAUCUCACAAUAACACCAUGGAUCAGUGUUUAAUUCCUCAGCAAUCGCAGCAUCAGUUCAGAGACUCGGCCCAAAACGAGGAUGUGACGCCUCCGAGCACAACGUCUUCUUUCCGCAGUAACUUCGGCCUGGCGAGGAGGAUCAGGACGCCCUGGAGGACGGGCAUCGGAGAGAAGAGGUACAGCUGCACGUUCUGCAACAAGAUCUUCAUGAGGUUCAGUCAGCUGAAGGAGCACCUGAGGAGCCACACGGGGGAGAAGCCCUUCAGCUGCGUGCAGUGCGGACGCAGCUUCACGAAGCAGUGCAACCUGAUCCGGCACGCCGUGGUGCACAGCGGGGAGAAACCCUUCCACUGCGCGCUCUGCGGGAAGAGCUUCACGCAGCGCUCCAGCCUCAAGUCGCAUCAGAAGACGGCACACUAAUAAUAAUAGAUUACAUUUCUAAGCGCCUGUCAAGGGACCCAAGGCCACUUUACAUGGUGAACAAACAAACAAACAAAAGGGGCAAAUAAUAAAGUAAGAAAUGUAAAUUUUUUAUUUUAUUUUAACUAAUGCUGUUAUAUUUUAAGAGUGUCCAUUAUCAUCUGGCCGGGGACAACAGCUGGAAAUGAGCCAUGUUGGCUGAAGCUGCCCCAUUUACUGUUCUUUGUGACAGUUGAUCGAUGGGGACUGUCCACGACACUAUAUACAAAUAAACUACAAUGACAUAAAUAGCAGUAGGAGUGGAAGCAGGGGGACUGCGAUGGGUUAGGGGUCAAACACUGAGAUCACAGGGGCGGAUUUUAUAAAUCCUGUGUUCAGUUACUUCCAUGUUUCUUGAAACAUCUUGAACCUGGAUCUUGGGGAUUCGUUAGAUAAAAAAAAGUUUGGUUAUUUGUUCUACAUUGCUUUGUUUAUAAACUGUUUUUUAUUCUUUGUCAUUUUGAUACAAGAAACUAGUCUGGAAUCAUCAUUUGAUAACCAAGCGAGAAGUUCUGUAUUCAAGAUUCAAAGGUUUAUCGUCAUGUCAUAUACGCAGUUACGGUAAUUAUGUGAUGUAUGGAAAACUUAGAUUGCAAGUUCCUCAACAGUGCAAUUACAAGACAUAAAAAUGGAAACAUUUGGUCUAUCUACGCUGUAAA